CUCUUUGGGGUCAAGGUGAAUUGAAAAUGGCAUCACCGGUUAGGAGGCUGUGCUCAAGUUCAAAGCGCAUUUUUUCAGCAUCUGUACACUGUCAGAGUGCAGCUGCAGCUAGACGGUCAAUAUGCCUGACAUCAGUGAGAUACAAAGAAUAUUACUGGAAUGACAGAUCUGACCCAAAUGAAAAGACCUUUGAUAAGAUACUGAUAGCUAACCGUGGAGAAAUAGCAUGCAGGGUUAUCAGAACAUGUAAAAGACUUGGAAUCAGAACAGUAGCUGUCCAUAGUGAUGUAGACUCAUUAGCAGUCCAUACUAGGAUGGCAGACGAACAUAUUUGUAUUGGUCCAGCUCCAACUAGCAAAAGUUACCUGAACAUGGAGGAAAUUUUAAAAGCAGUCAAAGAUACUGGAGCACAAGCAGUACAUCCUGGAUAUGGUUUCCUGUCAGAAAAUACUAUCUUUGCAGCAAGAUUGGCUGAGAUUGGAGUGGAGUUUAUUGGUCCAAGCAGUGGCCCCAUCAAGGCUAUGGGUGAUAAAAUAGAGAGUAAAAGAAUAGCUACUAAAGCUGGAGUUAAUAUGAUCCCUGGACAUGAUGGUGUUGUAGAAGAUGUAGACAGUUGUAUCAAGUAUGCCAAUGAAAUAGGUUACCCUGUGAUGGUGAAAGCGUCAGCUGGUGGUGGUGGUAAAGGUAUGAGGAUAGCUUGGAAUGACAAAGAGUGCAGAGAUGCAUAUAGACUGUCAAAAAAUGAAGCUGCCUCCAGUUUUGGUGAUGAUAGAAUGUUGAUUGAAAAGUUUAUAGAUAAUCCUAGGCAUAUUGAAGUACAGGUGCUUUGUGACAGACAUGGCAAUGCUUUAUGGUUAAAUGAGAGAGAAUGUUCUAUACAAAGAAGAAAUCAAAAGGUUAUAGAAGAAGCUCCAAGCACAUUUGUUGACCCUGACAUGAGGAGAGCUAUGGGAGAACAGGCCACAACUUUAGCCAAAGCAGUAGGAUAUGAUUCUGCUGGUACUGUGGAAUUUUUAGUUGACUCAAAAAAGAACUUUUAUUUUUUGGAAAUGAACACGAGGUUACAAGUAGAACAUCCAAUCACAGAAAGUAUUACUGGUAUAGAUAUUGUAAACCAGAUGAUUAGAGUAUCUAGUGGAAACAAGUUAUUACAUACACAGUCAGACAUUCCAAUAGAUGGUUGGGCAUUUGAGUGUAGAGUCUACGCUGAGGAUCCAUACAAGAAUUUUGGUAUGCCAUCAAUAGGAAGAUUGUACAAGUAUAUAGAACCUAAUCACAUAAAUAGAGUGCGUUGUGAUAGUGGUAUACAGGAGGGUAGUGAGAUCAGUAUUUACUACGAUCCAAUGAUCUGUAAAUUAGUGACUUAUGGUGAUAACAGACAGGCAGCUUUGGAUACCAUGGUAACAGCUCUAGAUUCCUAUGUUAUUAGAGGUGUUACACAUAAUAUUCCAUUAUUACGUGAUAUUGUGACAGAGAAAAGCUUUGUAGCUGGUGAUAUCAGUACUAACUAUCUGCCAUCAGUGUAUCCAGAUGGUUUUCCAGGUAAAAUUCUGUCAGAGGAUGAAAACAAUGAGUUAUGUGCAAUGGCAGUUGCUAUAUACAUCAAAGAUCAGCUAGUAGCAAGAACCUUUACUAACCAAUCUAGAAUCCCAAUGGAUACAAAUACUCCAAAGGAAUGGCCUUUAGUUGUAAAUCAACCAGAUGGCAAGUCUGUGUUGGUGAAAGCAACCUUGACAGAUGGACAGAUUAAUAUGGACAUUGGAGGAAGAACAAUAUCAUUAUCAAGUGACAUUAAUUUUUCUACACCAUUGAUAGAAACAGACAUCAAUGGAAACCAUAGGAUCUUCCAGCUUUCACAAAGAAUUGGUGGAGGAAAGUAUAAUCUCAGAUUUUUUGGCACUGUGUUCCCUGUAUCAGUUAUGGAUGAGUUCACCAGUGAAAUGUUGGAGUACUUGCCUGAAAGGGCAGAGGCAGAUAGCUCAACCCAGAUUACCGCACCUAUGCCAGGAAUGUUGAAAUCAGUUUCAGCCAAAGUUGGAGAUCCGGUAUCUGAAGGUCAGGAGGUUUGUGUAUUGGAGGCCAUGAAAAUGCAGAACAGCCUAGUGGCAGCUAAAACUGGAAAGAUAAAGGCAGUUUAUUUUAAAGAAGGACAGACAGUUGAUGAAGGAGAUGUUAUUGUUGAAUUGGAGUGAAUUGUAGUCAGUUAUAUUUAUCAUGAUAUUCCCCUUGUGGAUGCAAGCAAUGAGGUCAUCGAGACAGGACUUAUUUUUUUAAAAUCAAAAGUGCUGUUGUGUGUGUGCUUAAGCUGUAUGCUGAAGUACAGAUUGGAGAACAAAAACAAUCUUAUAUUAGGUAUGCAGUUUUAAAGUUGGUGUAAUUUUUGUAUUUUUUAUUUAUAAAGUUUUGAGAAGGAAAAGUUUAGACUAAUGAAAUUAGAACAUUUAAGUGAUCUGUUUGUGUCAUAAAAAGUAGGAUCUAUUUUCUUGUUAGAAGGGUCUAAAUACAGCACGAACAACAUUUUCCAAAAGACCAAAAAAAUGAAAAAAGUAUAUUUUA
Molecule: messenger RNA, 2556 nt
Organism: Mytilus californianus (California mussel)
Lineage: Eukaryota; Metazoa; Mollusca; Bivalvia; Mytilida; Mytilidae
Product: propionyl-CoA carboxylase alpha chain, mitochondrial-like
Exons: 23
Coding region: 27-2192 (721 amino acids)
Cellular component (GO): mitochondrion
Molecular function (GO): ATP binding; propionyl-CoA carboxylase activity; metal ion binding
Source: RefSeq, a predicted model, not a curated record